Molecule: messenger RNA, 801 nt
Organism: Striga hermonthica
Lineage: Eukaryota; Viridiplantae; Streptophyta; Magnoliopsida; Lamiales; Orobanchaceae
Source: the annotation of a GenBank genome assembly
AUGAACCCCCACAACCCGGAAUCCGGAUCCGCCAAGUACCCGGAAGUGUCCUCCUCCUCUGCCGCCGCCGUCAAUCCGCCUCCAGUAACCGAGAACGCCGAGAAAUGGGGGACCCACGUGAUGGGGACGCCGGCGGUGCCCACGUGUCACCCAAACAACCAAAAGGCCGCCCUUUGGGGCGCCGGCGACCAGAAAGAGUACCAAAACCACCACCAACCCUACAUCCAAUACACGCCGAUCGAGAGGUCCACCGGCGACGGGCCACUGGACUCGGUCCUCCACAAGUUCAACUCUUGGAGCGCCAAGGCUGAGACUGGGUCAUCGGUGUCUGAGGCGGCCUGGGGGAAGCUCAACCUUGGGGCGAAGACCAUUACUGGAGGUGGGUUCGAAGCUCUGUACAAGCAAACAUUCGCAACUUAUCCAAACGAGACGCUCAAGAAGACUUUCGCGUGCUACCUAUCGACAUCCACCGGCCCAGUUGCCGGGACUCUAUAUUUGUCGAACGUGCAUGUUGCUUUCUGCAGUGAUCGCCCCUUAUCCUUCACUGCCCCAUCGGGACAGCUGACGUGGAGCUACUACAAGAUAUUGAUACCUUUGCCCAUGAUUGGGAGCAUAAACCCGGUGAUCAUGAGGGAUAAUCCGCCAAGGGAAAGGUACAUACAGAUUGUCACGACCGAUGGCCACGAUUUUUGGUUCAUGGGCUUCGUCAAUUACGAAAAAGCCAGCCAUCAUCUCUUUGAGACCCUCUCCACUUUUGCAGCACCUGGAAUUCCAAUGCCACAGCCCUCAGGGCAUCAUUAA